AUGACUCGAACAACAAGUGACGUUUCGGAUAGCAAGCUGUCCGCACUCUGGCGUUCUGCCUGUGACGACUAUGCUAAAGAAACGGGAAUUGCGCUUACCGAUUGCGACUUCCCUAAGGUCCGCGGCCCCGAAGAUCUGUCCCGUCAGUUAGACGCGGAGAAGGACCAUUUUGAAGACUUCCGGAUGCAGAAACGCCCGCUCUUCCAAGCUAUGCAGAUGGUCCUGUUGCCCUUUGAGAACUGGGGCGAUCUGAUUGCGGGGACAGCCGCCGCAGCUUUUCCACCAGCCGGUUCCAUUAUGGGCGCUAUGAUGCUUCUGAUUCGAGGUGCUCGUAGGGUCAGUGAAUCUUUCGACAUGCUUAUGGACUUGUUUCAUAAACUUGGCCAUUUUGCUCUCCGUCUGAACUCGUAUAAGGAUGUCCCUCUCAGCGAAGGGAUGAAGACAAUCAUUGUUAAUGUUCUGGUUAAUUUCCUUCGCGUCUGUGCGGUAUCGCAGAAAUUACUUAGUCGUGAGUCGUUGAGAGCAAGACUUACAAAAUGGACAAAGAACGUCUUGGUUGAGGACACGUCGAUUAGCUCGCUCCUGGGCGAGCUGGAGGAGUUGACGAGCCAGGAACACAAGAUGGUCUCCGCUCACGGGCUCGAUCUCACUCAUCAGGCGCUUAGAAAUACAGCAAAAUUACUCGAACGAGACGGCAACACAAAUGACCGUGAGAGACUUGACAGAGUGAAGAAGGCAUUAGAUCCCGUCUCUGCAUCCGGUCGCGUCUUCUCCGCGAUCAACGAGAAUCGGAUACCUAGAUCAGGCAGCUGGAUCGAAGAUAAGAUCCGGUCCUGGUGGCAUGGACCCGAGCCUCUCCUCUGGAUUCACGGCGGCCCUGGUGUGGGCAAGUCCUAUCUGGCGUCAAAAAUCAUCAGCGAUCUCGCGACGGCAGAAGCGGCUGCCCCAUCUGCACCCAUUGUCGCCUCUUUCUUCUUCAAGAGCAACGAUUUGGAUCUGCGCUCCUUUAACAGAGCGCUGCGGACGCUGGCAUGGCAAGCCGUUGUCCAGCGAUUGGGCUUCGCGGCGCAUGUCGAGGAGUUCUGUCUGAAAGAAGACCCAGCUAACAGCCACGUUGUCUGGAGGAAACUCUUGCUCGACUACUUCGUCGCGUCUCCACCGGACAGCAGCAUUUGCUUUAUCAUUGACGGUAUCGAUGAGGCCGACCCCGAGGAACAAGAGAUCCUUUUCAGCCUACUGGAGAGGACGUACGUGACAGAGGACCGGAUGGGCACCCCAUCAAUCCGAGUCGUACUUUUGGGCAGAAAUUCGGUGCGCGGCAUCCUCGACGAACACUCCCUUGGGUGGAUUCCCGAAAUCGAAAUCUCUAGUAAUCAGAACAAGGACGACCUUUCCAACUAUGUCUCUCAGAAGCUGCAGAAGACCAAGUUGUUUCGCGGUUCUCCAGACUUUCAAGCCGAGGUCGUCCGGGAUAUAGGUAGGCAAGCAGAAGGCCUCUGGGAAUGGGCCAACCUUGUCAUCAAAUCUGUUCUGCGCUGUCGGACCAAGGAGCAGAUUCGGAAGGUAGUCCGGACGAUGCCCCGAGGAAUCAGCGCAAUGCUCCAUGCAGAGUUAGAGCGCCUAGCUAGAGAAUUGUCGGCCUCGGAUGCGAUGACGAAUGAAUUGCCCGACGAGCUCUCCGACGAGGAAAGAUUAGCCGAGGAAGCAACGGGGACACAGAUUCAACAGCUUGAAAUCUUACUUUCAUUUGUGUCGAAGGCUCAGAAGCCGCUGACUGUGGAGCAGCUCGACCUUAUCUUGGAGGUCAUCCUUGGAGAGGAGGUCCUGAAUCUUGAGGACGACCUUCGCACGGUAUACUCGUCCCUGUUUUCGCUCCGGCCCGCUGGGGAUGAAGGAGAAGAAAACAAAGACGCGGUCAUUGUAACUCUGCGUCAUAGUUCUUUUUACGAAUUCUUCAGCAAGCCUGUGGAGGCUAGACCCAUUCAGAUCGACCCCGACCGAGCUGAGGCGUCCGUUGUAUUUGUCUUGCUCUACGCUCUCCAAAGAAACUUCGCACCCGUAUCAAAAAGGUGGCUAGGGCCAGUAAAUAGAUAUGCUCAGAAAUUCCUACCGCUGCACCUAUCGCGUGCAAACCCAGCGAAAGCAGCAAAUCGAAGAGAAGCAAUAGCCACUCUGCUUGCCGCUCUCUUCACCGAGGAGCCGGUAUUCAAGCCCCAGCACUGGCUCAUUGAAAAUUGCCGCGUGAAUCGCCUUUCUAUAUACCUCUUUUACCCGUCAUCCCACCCAACAGAGAUCGCCCGUUACUGGUGGGAUGCUCGAGAUCGUGAUACGGCGAACAAGAGGGCAGAGUUGGUACUAAAUUGGCUCUCCCCGGAUGCGAAACAGCUCUUGCAGGAUUGUGCUCGGUCUUCGACGGUGGCAAGCGACGGCGGUCCUUUCACGAGAGUUUUCUCCCGACUUUGGCUGGCUCCGAAAGAUAUCAAAGAAGAGGAUGGAUUACCAGGGGUCCUCUCCUCCAUGUUAUUUGUGUACUCUCAAAUGGCAGCCACCGGGCCAACCUCGGAUGGGAAACUUAAGGUGUUAAUGCCCGGUCUGGAGCCUCGGAAGAUGCUGCAUACCGCGGAGAUACAGCAUCUCGAGAAGACGCCCAUAUGGCAUGCCCGGCUCGCUCAGGCGAUCCUUCUGAAUCAUAACUAUGCGGCAGCCAUCGAACAAUUCCAGAUCGCUCUCGAUGAACAUCAUAGGAAGCCUUUCUUAAGAAAACAAGCGCUCUCUGUGAUUCACAGAGAUAUGGCUCGUGCAUGUACCAAGGUCGGAAGGUACAAGGAGGCAUUAGAACACUCUGAUCUGGCCGACUCGCUGUACGACGACUCCUGGGACCGUGGCUGGCAGGAUUCUAUCGGCAAGUUGCUGAACACUGCGCAAAUGGAGCACCUUGCGAAAAUGACCGACAAGGCUGUUGCCACCGCAAACGAGGCCUGGGAAACAUUUGUGGGACAAAAGGAUGAUUACCGAGACAGGGAUACGCUGCAUUCGUUCUUUUGGCUCUUUCUGCAGCUGCACGAGACAGAUCGUGUUCAAGAUGUGUUCGAUUGUGCCGUUUCUCUUAGCUGGACCGAGAAAGAUGAUUUGGUCGAGUUCCUCACUUCGGCAAUCAUUUGGGCGCCCCGGCUAAUGUAUCGGGUCCUUCACUAUGCGCUGAUGCGUGGUGAUAGGAAGCAUAUUGAUCUUGUUGCAUUGAUUCCGGGCAGAGCUGCGGCCUCAAGGGAGACUCAAACUGAUAACCUGGCGGCGGCGAAAUAUCUGCUCGCGUCAAUGAUGUUCGAGCACGGCCUGAUCAGCGCAGGAAUUCAAGCUUGGUACGAGGUUGUCUCCCUCGACAAUCCUGAUAGCUGGAACAUCGAGGCCGCUCAGACGUGGUCAAGGAGCCGCUUAGCAGCCGUGUAUUGGACGAAAAAUACUGAAUCGAGUGAUAUCUGCUUGGUCAUCUCGAGUUGGCUGCGGGACCAUGGAGAUAUCACAAAUGCCAGAGAAGCUCUCCGCGGUCGUGUGAAGAGAACUAUCCAGCUGUUGUCGGACAAUGGUCCUUCCAACGAUGACGAGGCAUGUAUGAUCCUCUUUAGGACAUUUCUGGUGGCUGCGGACAGCCACGAAGAUCUUAACGGGGCAUUGUAUUUGCUCAAGGUCUGGCAUAGGGACUGUCUGCGGCAGGCGAAGCGGCAUCUUCCAGAUGACGGAACUGAAAGACCGGACGAUGACGAUUUUCCAUUCUCAAUCGACCAACUCGCCGAGUGUUCAAACUGUAAGCGUGAGGUGAACUCGAUAUGUCAUUGGUACUUCUGUCGUUCUUGCCCAUUGACGGCCAUCUGUCGAUGGUGCUACCACGGUAUUCGGUCCACGGCAUCCCAUCUUAGGGGCAUCUGCGAUCCUCGGCACGAGUUUUAUUAUACUGGCCCUCCGCUUCGGCCCUCUGAACGUGUGCCGGCGGGGAUGAUGGCGCUUGAAAGUUCUGAUGGCAAGAGGCAGACGAUAUGGAUCGAAGAAUGGAAGGAUAUGCUUUCAGAAAAGUGGGGGACGGAAGACUUUGCCUUUGAGGGUGGACUGUCGGCCUGGUGUAUGCGAGUAUUGCCGGAGCCCCAGAGAUCUCGGUGGGCAACAUUUUUCAGGUAA
Molecule: messenger RNA, 4170 nt
Organism: Penicillium mononematosum
Lineage: Eukaryota; Fungi; Ascomycota; Eurotiomycetes; Eurotiales; Aspergillaceae
Product: NACHT domain protein
Exons: 3
Coding region: 1-4170 (1389 amino acids)
Molecular function (GO): protein binding
Source: RefSeq, a predicted model, not a curated record